Molecule: messenger RNA, 4146 nt
Organism: Xiphophorus maculatus (southern platyfish)
Lineage: Eukaryota; Metazoa; Chordata; Actinopteri; Cyprinodontiformes; Poeciliidae
Gene: cast
Product: calpastatin
Exons: 34
Coding region: 196-3201 (1001 amino acids)
Cellular component (GO): cytoplasm
Molecular function (GO): calcium-dependent cysteine-type endopeptidase inhibitor activity
Source: RefSeq, a predicted model, not a curated record
AAGUUUUGUGUCACUGGGCGUGUGUUUGCCUGUGUGUUUGUGCGUGUUUAUGUGUUUGCAUGUGUGUGUGCAUGGGCUGUCUCCUUGACAUAUACUGCAAGCUAAAGUGCUUCCAGAGCAACUGAAGCAGCGGAAGUGGAGCAAUCUUGACAGAAUCUCCAGCAAACUAAAGGAUACACACAAAGAGUCAGAUCUAUGUCGCAGUCAAGCCAGUCAACCCCCAAACCGGCACCUCAGGUCUCUACUGGGAGCACUGCACAGUUUGAGAAGGCACCUUCAGGAUCCACCAUGACCACAAAGCCCGGGGUAGUUACCAUGGCAGCGGGCGGGGCCACAGGGAGUGGUGUGACAGCAGGAACAGCUGCUAAAGCUGGAACUACAGGAAAGGAUUCGCCUAAAGCCAAACCAGAGGCUUCUCUGGGCUCUCAAGUCAAAGCCUCAGUCCAUCCUCCUGCUGCUGGAACGGCUGCCACCACAGCAGAGACCAAACCUAAGGACACAGCUAAGAGCACAACUGCGACCACAACAGUCCAAGUCGAUGCCGGUAAAACGUCCAAGCCAGCUGCAGCAGCUGCGGCUGGAAAUGUUUCAGCUCAAGCGAAGAAGGAAGACACUAAGCCAGCACAAACGAAGGUGCAGGUGAAGGUUCCUCCCACGACAGCCAAAGCAUCAGCAGCCAAACAGGCCCCUGCUGCGGAUCCGCUCGAUACCCUGAGCAGCACGCUACCCUCGGCUGAUUCUGUCGCUCCCUCACGGCCCGCUUACACAGGGCCGGAGGUCGUGGAGCAUGACACCUUUGAAACAGUGGAGAAGUGUGGAGAAAGAGACGACACGCUGCCUCCAGGAUACAGAUGGGGAGAGAUGCCUCCAGCCCCUGCAGAUGCAAAACCCAAGGAUGUUCCUAAACCACUGAGCACAGACGAAGCGCUGGAUUCCCUUUCGAUGGGUUUUACAUCCACUGCUCCAUCGGCGCCCAAGAAGCAGGAAAAAGCUGCUGCAGCUCCUGCAGCUGCUCCUCCUGCUGAUAAGAAAGCCAGGAUGGACAAAACCUCAGAUGAGUUCUCAUUGGACGCUGCAGUUUCCUCUCUUCCCUCCAAGAAAACCGUUCCUCCUAUAGCUGUGUGCCCCGGUAUGGUCAGCGCCCCGCUCAAGUCCGACAAGGGCGAGUCGAUCCCUGUGGAUGCUCUCGGUGCUCUGGAAGACAUGUUGGGACCAGCUGAACCAAAACCGGAACCUCCCAAACUCAGGCCUGAAGAUGUCGUAAAGGAGGCAAACAUCAAGUCGGAGGUGGGUGUUCGCGUAGGAGAGAGGGAGGACACGCUCCCUCCAGAUUACAGGUUUAAGAAGGAGGAGUUAAAAAACCUGCCUGCUCCUAAACCUGAGCCGACUUUGGGAACCGGAGAAGCUUUGGACAUUUUAUCUGGAGACUUCACCACCCCGUCAGCAGCAGCUAAAGUCCAGGCUCCGGUGGUCACGCCUUCAGCUGCUCCCGCACAGAAAGCGCCCCCUGCUGUCAAGAAAGCGCAACCAGAAAAAGGUCCUGCUGACCUCUCUCUGGAAGCUGCUGUGUCCGCUGGCAGUGCGCAGAAAGUGGAGUCCUCUGGAGUUCCUCCUGUUUCUGGGAAGAAGCCUUCAGCAGGAAAGUCUGGCCCCGUGGAUAAACCAAAGAGUGAUCAGGGCGGCAAAAUGUCUCUGGAUGCGCUCAGCGCUCUCGUUGACACUCUGCCAGAAGACAAACCGAAACCAGAACCUCCCAAAGUCAGGCCUGAGGAUAUCGUCUCGGAAGGCAAAGUAAAGGAGGAAAAGGGCGUGCGGGUUGGAGAGAGGGAGGACACACUUCCCCCGGGUUAUAGGUUUAACAAAGAAGAGCUCAAAAACUUGCCCGCUCCAAAACCAGAGCCCAAAAUUGGGACUGGUGAAGCUCUGGACUUUUUGUCUGGAGAUUUCACAACCUCGUCUUCAGCUGCUCCUGUCCAGGCUCCAGUUGUAAAACCCUCAGCUCUUCCAGCACAGGCAAAAGUGGAGGAUUUGGCUGCUUUGGAAAGUCUUGAUUUUGUGGCUCCAUCUAAAGCGUCCGGAGUCCACGCACCUGUUCCUCCCCCUGCAAAGAAAACUCCAGAGAAGACUGUCCAGAAGAGCGACUGUCCCCAAGCUGUCCAGAAGAAACCAGAGCUAGCAAAGGGGGACUCCAUCUCUCUGGAUGCUCUCAGCGCUCUUAGCGACACACUUCCAGAGGACAAGCCAAAACCCGAGCCCCCCAAACUCCGACCUGAAGACAUCGUCUCGGUGGGCAAAAUCAAGAAAGAGAAGGGUGUGUUUGUGGGUGAAAGAGACGACACGCUGCCUCCAGAAUACAGGUUUAACAAGGAAGAACUUGAGAAACUGCCCGCUCCCAAACCGGAGCCCACCAUGGGAACCGGAGAGGCUCUGGACAUUUUGUCAGGAGAUUUCACAUCCUCCUCUGUAGCUCCUGUCAGCCAGGCUCCUGUCGGCCUCCCAUCUGUCCCUCCAGCACAGUCGUCUGGUGCCGCCCUGGAUGCCUUGGCGGGAGAUUUCGUCGCCUCCUCUGCAGCUCCGUCUGUAAAAUCUGCACCUUGCGCUGCAGCGGAUGCCGACAUACCGUUGCCGGCAGAAGCGAACAGCGCCCUCGACGUUCUGUCCAACACGCUAAAGGACGUCGCCCCCGCUCCGCAGCCUGCCCCCGUUCCCGCCAAGGACGUCGUCAAGGAGAAAAAGAUCGUCGAAGAAAAGUUGGCUAAGAUGGGAGAAAGAGACGACACUCUGCCUCCGGAGUUUCGGCCGACUAAGGAAGACCUGGAGAAACGACCAGUGGAUAAAGCUGCAGCAAAACCCAAGCAGGAGUCUAUGGAUGACCAAACCGCCUUGGACCUGCUGUCUGGGGAUUUCUCUGCACCUCCUCAGGAUUCUGCUCCGGUCAACACGGCCACAACAAAACUGGAGCCUCCUGUGCUGGACGCAAAACCGCAGAAGCCGAUGGCUGCUCCUGCCCUGGACUCCCUGGCUGACACACUGACCCCAGACGCCAUAAAGGCCAAAUCCAAAACAGACAAGCCGAAGGGCAAGAGCAAGUCAAAGUCAAAGUCUAAAAAACAAGACGCCCAACCUGCCGCUGACGUGCUCUCGGCUCAGCUGAGCUCGGAUGUUGUGCCCACGUCUACAAAGAAGGGAGGCAAGAGCUAGUUCACUUGGUUGUGAGUGGAAUUCCUCCGCCAGACCACAGGGACACAUCAGUGAGGGAGCUGCUUUUCGCAUUUCGAUUCUAUUUUUCUAGCUCAUCAAGAAUGUCUAGUAGUUGACCAACAGACUUGGACACAGCCUAAAACACUUGCUCAAAAAAAAAAAGAAAAAAAGCCCCACACACAAACAUAUCUGCGAGCACCGACUUAUUUUCCGUUACAAGAUGUCAAAAAACCUUCUUGGUUUCUGUCUUUGAGGGCGGGGGGAAUGGAUCUGAAGAGACUUUUAACAUCAAAAUGGGUCGAAAGAACGAGAGAGAACGAAGAAACUGUUUGGAAACAAAUGCAGGAAACCUUUAACCUUAAAGUCCUGCAUCUCAGCUGGCGUGACACCUGAACGUCGUGAGGCAACACUUGCGUACGCUUAGGUUGUGUGGGAGCACUGCGGGGCGAGAGUUUUGUGUUGGGAUGUACGUGCAAUCUUGAUGUACACGGAAAAAGCCAAGUUGCCUAUCGAGUUGUGGUUGGAUGCUAUGGAGAACACUAGUGUACAGCUCUGUGCGUGUGUGUGUGUGUGUGUGUGUGUGUGUGUGUGUUUUAACCAGUUUACAUGUUUAGGACGUCCAGGAGGUGUCGAGCUUAUUUCUGUACCUUGGAGCUUUUUGCAAAUUCUUCUUCUGUUUCUGCAAACAAAUGUCUGUUUAGAGAAGGGUAUUUUAGUAUGUUUCUUAUUAUGACAAAAAAAAAAAAACAAAAAAAAACUUUGGCAUUCACAAGUGUACUUAGUGAACUGAUACGUUUACAAUGUUUGUGAAGUGCUGUCGUUCACAUGCUGUAAAAAUGGGGAAAAAAAGGCUUUCUGCUCUUUUGAGAAGAACACUGUUUAAUUUACAGAGGGUUGCUUCUCUUUUUUUUCUAACCAAAUAAAUCAUAUUAAAGAAAAUGCAAA